This is a messenger RNA of Electrophorus electricus (electric eel), 4281 nucleotides long. RefSeq names its product CD164 molecule, sialomucin (gene cd164). Gene Ontology annotation, cellular component: cytoplasmic vesicle. Lineage: Eukaryota; Metazoa; Chordata; Actinopteri; Gymnotiformes; Gymnotidae. The record is from RefSeq and is a predicted model, not a curated record.
AAACUUGCCACAUGACUUUACAAAGCAGGAAGUACUGCUGAGCAGCGUCAGAAACCACAUAUCUGUCAUAAAUUUCAUUCCCACUGGUUCUUGUCCAGUAUUUGCCCGAUUAACUGGAAAACAUAUUAACAAGAUGUUUUGCAGAGUUUUCUUCGUGAUACUUGUACUAGGUGUUUUGGGAUCCACUGCCCAAGCUCUAGAUGGAGAAUGUUCAACUGUCAAGUCCUGUGACGUAUGUUUAAAUAGAACUGACUGCACUUGGGGGCAAUGCGCAGGUAUUCCUGCAGUUGUUUGUUAUAAUGACAGUUUACAUACGGAAAAGAACUGCACCCACAUGUCCUGUGAAGGCACAACGUCUAUUCCAGCAUCAACGGCAAACACCACCGUCUUUACUUCUACAGCUGCCACAGUGACAGUGAAACCGCUCACGACCGCACCGACUCAGAAUGGCACCGCCGCUAACACCACCACCACCACCACCACCACCACCACCACCACCAUCACCACCAUGGCACCGCCCUCCCCACACAAGAAUGCGACGUUUGACGCGGCCAGCUUCAUCGGUGGCAUUGUGCUGGUGCUCGGCCUUCAGGCUGUCAUCUUCUUCCUCUAUAAGUUCUGCAAGUCUAAGGAUCGCAACUACCACACUCUGUAACCUAUGUCGCCCCCUGGACGCCCCACAUUGCACUACAUGCACACUGAACUUGUACUAGACUCCCCAAGAUACACACACCUCCACACCCGUGUGCACACACGCGCACACACACACACACACACACACACACACACACACACACACACACACACACACACACACACACACACAUCCCUGUGCUCGUUCUCAGUCAGAUGCUAAAAUCUGGUAUUCCUCUGUGUUUAUACCAUGAUGAUAUUUCGAUACCUAUGGUCUGAGUUCUGCUUUUUAUUAAGCAUGGGCUCACACAAAUGUGUAACAGGUUCCUUAAAAAUAGACCCUGGAGCAAUGGCAUUGUCCUUUGCUGCUUUCAUCAUAAUUUGUAAACAGUAUUCUCACGUCCUCUGUAUUCCAGUAGUCCAGGGUUAGUCCAACCAACCACUGGAGCAUAAUUUGCCUGUCACUGGCCUUUGACGAUGACCGCUUCUGCCUCUAUAAACCACUUCUAAUGGCAGCCGUAUUACUGCUGCAGCCCAGCGUGGCUGUGCAGAGGCUGCUGCCAUGUCCCAGCCACAUCCUGUGUAUGUGAGCUGGCGCUUUGAAAGCCACUGCUCCGGGACCCGCAGGUUCCAAGUGGCCAUGGGCGCUUACCCACGGCAGAGCUCCAACCCUAACCCACCCCCUCCCCAUCCCCGGGGCAGUUCCGGCUGCUUCCGUUUGAACAGGGAGCCGUGCUGUUCCUGCAGCUGCUGGGUGAAGUCAUACUGGUUUUCUUGCCUGCUUGUUUUUGUUUGUUUGUUUGUUUUUUGCUUGUUUGCUUGUUUUCCUGUCACUCAGCAGGAAGCAGGAAGAUAACGCAUGACGAUUCAUCCACCCAGCUUGAACCUCUCCCUGAAGCCAUAGAUGCCAUAGAAAAUCAGCAAAGAAUAACUCAUUGUUUCCUUAGGGUUUUUGGCUGUUUUUUUCUUCUUUUUUUUCCCCACUCCAAACAAAGAGCCUGACCUACUUGCAAUAAAUGAUGAUGCCUAGCUCAGCACUUCGCUAAUAGCUUGUGUGAUAUGUGAUAUGAGUGCGGCCUGACGCCUGUUGCCUAGGUGAUGCAGUAUAAGCCCACUAGCUGAAGCCCAGUGUUAAUGCGGCAAGGAUUAUUACUAGCCAGAAAUGUUGGUGCAGGAUCGGGUGCACAGGCCUCUAGAGACGGUGGCAUUGUGAGUCAAAGUGCCUUUGCAGUUAGAUGUUGGCUGGUGCUCAUUCAGCUUGUCAUUAGGGUUGGUGAUGCUCUUCUAUCCCUCCUUUUUCCCUUCUUCGCCUUAAAAAUGUAAGUGCGCUUUGCCACCCCUUCCUGAAGCAGGCUUUGUGCGCGAGCACGUGCUGAAUAUUAUCUGUGAUGUUGAUUAUAGAGUCUGCCAGCUGGACUGAUUUGCUAUAUUAUAAAGAUUGAAUGGAUAAUUAAUUUGAGUAGUUACAUAUGGUCCAUGUUCUGGUAUGUAGAGUCACCCUAAAGCCUUGCCUCUUAAGCCUGCCUCACGCUGGACAAGCCAGAGCUUCCUUCUCUGCCCUGUGCUGGACUACAUAGGGUCCUUUGUCACUUUACAGCUAGAGCUUCAUCAGCAGUGACUAACUUGAAAGUAGCUGUGCUUCAUUGGCAUUUGCUAUGUCAUGAUUGUGUCACGGUACUAAAAUCACUUUGUAGGGCUAUGUGUCCUUGAGAAUUGUUGAGGUGGGGGGGGGGUCUUUUUUUUCUUUUUGGUUUGUUUUUAUCCCAUUCUGGCUUUCCAGAUGGGACAAAGGAAGUCUCAGACCUUGCUGGAAUUUGGCCCCUUUUGUCCUCACUUAGGCCGAGGGGACGCAAGGGUUAGCUCAGGCCACAGGUCAGAGGUCAUUUAUAUCCUGGUAUUGUUGUUCAGGUCCUGGGCAGAGAAAUGGACAAGCUGAGUGCCAGAACAUCGAUAGAACAUGGGACGAUUUGGGAGUUCUUCCCCAAACUCUAGACUUGCAUCUUGGAGUUGAGCUGCCCAUAUUUAGUUAUUCCCAAGACCAUAUGUUUUGGUUGUGUUUGCUUGACUGGUUUAGGAUCUGUAUAAUUACUACGGCCUGGGACAGAACAGGAAUGCAUAUUGCUCAUGCCAAAUUCCUCAUGUGAAGUGUGGCAGUUGGUGUGUUCUUUGUGAUACUCUGUUUGACAUUCAUCUGGUCACCAGAAGAAUCCUUGUACAGCUGAGAAGAACAGUAGUGGAACACACAUGAAGGCUUGAAAUUCCUGAAGUCAGUCGGUUAGCUCGCUGCUAACAGUGUGGUGUUAACAGUUUUAAAUUCUUCCAGCCCUGUAAUUUUUUUUCUCUUUAUUUAGGAUUUUGCUUUUUUGUGAGCUGUUUGUUGAGAGCUUUUCUAAUGGUGUGGGUGUUUUUUCCCCUCACUGAGUUUGCUUAGCUUCUUAAUUAUUGCUGUCAUUCUGAUUUGGAUUUAAAUCGCCCACUGUUAAGGCCUCCCCAUGUUUGCCAGAACUACUUAAACCAAUUGUGCGUCCUCUGAACUGAUUGCUUUUACACCAAAGCUGUCUACUGCAGCAUGAUGUGGGGACAGUAAACUCGUCAACAUUUUGUCUUUCACUGGAAUGGGCAGUCACAUAUAAUGUCAACACACACACACACACACAUCCACACAGCUACUGCUUGCCAUUUGCUAUAGAUGCUUUUUAAAUUUUGUUUAUUUGUUUUUGUUUUGUUAUGUUUUGUUUGGUUUUUUUUGUCUUUCCAGGACAUGGUGGUGCAGGUCGAGUCUGCACAGCUUUAGGAAUGUAAUUGUUUUUAUUUUUUUCCCCCCUCACUGAUUUCCAUAGAAGCAGAGUAACUCGAGUCACGCUACUGUUUGAACCGUGAUAGGCUAUGUCCAAAGAUCCCGUUGUGAUGUGUCCCGGCCUAGAUCUCAAGGCUGGUGAGUGAGAACGCAGAAUGAUGCUGGACAACUGUCCACCCCACACAGAGCCACUUAGGAGUGCCUUCAUAGCUGUCUCGCUCUCUCGCACGUGCUCUCUUGGCCUCCCCCUGCCCCAGUUCGUGCGAGUGGCCAUUCUCUCUUGUGGCAUUCUCCGUGUCUGUGUGUCCCUCGGUGUAGCUCUGUGUGGGAUGCCAUUGUCUGGAUUGGACACAUAAUGCAACAACAUCGCCCUCGAUUUCCAUAGAAAUAGUCCUGAAAACCAUGAACCCCCCCCCCCCCCCCCCCCCCCCCCCCCCCCAAAAAAAAGAGCUGUAGUCGCUCAUUCCGUGUUGCACGUCUCCACGACAAAGUGCCUUAAUUACAUGGGACAAAUGACGGAUCCUUCUCGUAUUUAAAACCCAGAUUAACUCUUAAAGGGACUUUGCACUGAAAGCUGAAAUUAGUACCAGUGCAUAGAAAUACAGAGCUGGUUACAAUAUAGCAGUUAGUUCCCACCAAUGUCCACCCUGGAUUGAUCACUCAUUAGACUGGGUUAUGUAACAUCUCUGUGAUGACUCCCUUAUUCAGCAUUUGAUUUUGUGUUCCUUGUUGGCCUAGUAGAUGUGAAUCAUUGUUGACCUCAGACUGGUUCAGAUGUUUUUAAAAGUCACCCGGUGGAAGAGCCAGCAUGCAUACACACCCUUAACUGCCCACGUGCAGUUCUUUUAUGU